This is a messenger RNA of Scatophagus argus, 903 nucleotides long. It is a transcript of the gene reep5, whose product is annotated as receptor accessory protein 5. The record is from RefSeq and is a predicted model, not a curated record. Lineage: Eukaryota; Metazoa; Chordata; Actinopteri; Scatophagidae. The transcript has 5 exons. Bases 79 to 648 code for a protein of 189 amino acids.
UAUGUUUGCAGGCGUGUCGCAGUUUGAUUCAGUGCAAUUUCGUAAUUCGUUAGCAUCGCUGAAGAAGGAAGUGCAGUCAUGGCGCAAGGGCUUAAAGAACGAUUUGAAAAGUUUCUCCAAGAAAAAAAUCUCAUCACCGAUAUUCUGGCUAAAGUCGAGAAGAAAACUGGAGUAAGCAGGACGUACAUCGCUCUCGCUGUCAUCGCUGUCAUCGCCGUUUACUUGGUCAUUGGUUACGGAGCCUCCCUACUGUGUAACCUCAUCGGCUUUCUUUAUCCAGCUUACAUAUCGAUUAAGGCCAUUGAAAGUGCCACCAAAGAGGAUGAUACUAAAUGGCUGACCUACUGGGUGGUAUAUGGAGUGUUCAGUGUGGCCGAGUUUUUUGCAGACAUUUUCCUCUCCUGGUUCCCAUUCUACUAUAUUGGAAAGUGUGCCUUCUUGGUGUGGUGUAUGGCUCCGACUUCCUCCAAUGGAUCACUCCAAAUUUAUAACCGCAUCAUUCGACCAUUUUUCCUCAAGAAUGAAGCCAAGAUUGAUGACGUGGUGAAGAACCUCAAAGACAAGGCAUCAGAAGCUGCUGACAAAAUCAAAGAUGAAGCCAAGAGAGCCACAGCAAACAUCAUGUUCGAGGAAAAGAAGAGCUCCUAAGCCGGAGGCUGCCCAAAGUGUCGUCUCUGGAGUUGACUUAAACAAGAAAUGUUGCCUUGCUUGUUUUUAAGAUUUUGUGUUCAGUAUGUAACCUUAAUCUUCAUCCAAUCUGUAUUAAAUGUUACACAUGGGUCACAUGUACCAAUUAAGCCAUCCCCCCGGUCAGUUUACUUCUUUAACUUACGGAGACCUGGCAGAUCACUGUCCUCUUGCCCUGAUGUGCAUUAUGAACUAAAUAAAAACAAACAUGCUGAA